ACUGGGCAUUUGCUUUGAUCGAUUCUUAUAUCAAGAAGAAAAAAAAGGAAAUAGACGAAUUAAAUAAGAAGUUUCAGGAAGUUCCAGGCGGACCGGGCAUUUUGCUUUUGAUUGAUUCUUAUAUCAAAAAAAAAAAGUAG
Molecule: messenger RNA, 140 nt
Organism: Racocetra fulgida
Lineage: Eukaryota; Fungi; Glomeromycota; Glomeromycetes; Diversisporales; Gigasporaceae
Source: the annotation of a GenBank genome assembly